Messenger RNA from Kwoniella botswanensis, 381 nucleotides. RefSeq lists its product as uncharacterized. The transcript is spliced from 3 exons. The coding region runs from base 1 to 381 and encodes 126 amino acids. NCBI's taxonomy places the organism in Eukaryota, Fungi, Basidiomycota, Tremellomycetes, Tremellales, Cryptococcaceae. The record is from RefSeq and is a predicted model, not a curated record.
AUGACCACUCAUCUCACAUCCUACUCCAACCCCAACCAAAACGACCUCCCGCAUACACCUCAACAAGACCCACAAACUCAAAUGUUUGAUGAUGAAAUUCCUUCAUCUCCACCUAAGAUGAUGGACAAUCAACCAAAUGGAAACGGACUAUCAACGGGAUCUCCAACCCAAAACAAAAACAAAAACGACCUGAACAAGGCUAAACGAAGAUACUCUAUAAGUUUAUUCAAGUGGACUCAGGAAUUAUGGGAAAAUACAAGGAAAGAUAUUGAACGAAGAUCAUCAACUUCAUCUUCCGAAUCCUCCGAUUCGAUUUCCAACAACGAAAAUGAGAAGAAUGAUCUUUCCUCUCAUCAAGUUAACGUAUCUGCGAUCCACUAG